AUGAUAACCAGGCGCCAAAAACAAAUUAUUAACAAUCAUUGGAAAGAAAUUUAUCCUUCAGCUACGUCAAACUCGAUUAAAUGGGAUUAUUAUUGUGAGGCACCUUAUAUAAAAAAUGGUCGUAGUGAUAGCGAAAUAAAGAAAACUGAUAUACCUGCUGUUGAAGAGAAAAGGGUUUAUUCAUCAAGAAUUUUAGAAGAGCUUGAUGAGAACUUUUCUAGGCUAGUAAAUGGCUUUGCUGCGCUAUCAGACUAUUACGAUUGGGCGAGCUCGAAGUUCUACUUACAUAAGCUGGAACUGCCCGUAUUACUUGUAAACUCUUCUGAUGAUCCACUGAUUCCAUCGGAACUGUUUGGGCCGGCCAUUUCGUUAUCAUCGACUAAAGAUAAAGCUCUGUUUGUUGUAACUCAAAACGGUGGGCAUCUUGGUUUUUUUGAAGGCGGUGUCGUCAUUCCAGAAACAGUGACAUGGAUUGACCGAGUUAUUGUUGAGUAUAUCAAGUCAAUUAUCUUUGUAUCAUCGGAAGGAUUGUACUAA
Trichoplax adhaerens is the source of this 537-nucleotide messenger RNA. RefSeq lists its product as uncharacterized. Gene Ontology annotation, biological process: steroid hormone receptor signaling pathway; sperm capacitation; acylglycerol catabolic process. The record is from RefSeq and is a predicted model, not a curated record. NCBI's taxonomy places the organism in Eukaryota, Metazoa, Placozoa, Uniplacotomia, Trichoplacea, Trichoplacidae. The coding region runs from base 1 to 537 and encodes 178 amino acids. The transcript is spliced from 4 exons. Gene Ontology annotation, cellular component: sperm flagellum; sperm plasma membrane. Gene Ontology annotation, molecular function: monoacylglycerol lipase activity; acetylesterase activity.